Molecule: messenger RNA, 1145 nt
Organism: Lingula anatina
Lineage: Eukaryota; Metazoa; Brachiopoda; Lingulata; Lingulida; Lingulidae
Product: serine/threonine-protein kinase BRSK2
Biological process (GO): intracellular signal transduction; protein phosphorylation
Cellular component (GO): cytoplasm
Molecular function (GO): ATP binding; protein serine/threonine kinase activity
Source: RefSeq, a predicted model, not a curated record
GGUUGGUUAAGCAGGGAGUUCACUGUGUCUCUGGCAAGAAGGUGGCCAUCAAGAUUAUUAACAGGGAAAAAUUAAGUGAAUCAGUCCUAAUGAAGGUGGAAAGAGAAAUUGCAAUAAUGAAGCUAAUAGAGCAUCCCCAUGUAUUGGGCCUGUUUGAUGUCUAUGAAAAUAAGAAAUAUUUAUAUUUAAUCCUGGAGCAUGUUUCUGGUGGAGAGUUAUUUGAUUACUUGGUAAAAAAGGGCAGGUUGACACCCAAAGAGGCAAGAAAAUUCUUCCGUCAAAUUAUAUCUGCAUUAGAUUUCUGUCAUAGUCAUUCAAUAUGUCACAGAGACUUAAAACCUGAAAACCUUUUACUCGAUGAUAAAAAUAAUAUCCGUGUGGCAGAUUUUGGGAUGGCUUCGUUACAAGUAGAAGGCUCCAUGUUGGAAACAAGCUGUGGGUCUCCACACUAUGCUUGUCCUGAGGUGAUAAGGGGUGAAAAAUAUGAUGGAAGAAGGGCAGAUGUAUGGAGCUGUGGUGUGAUACUUUAUGCACUUUUAGUGGGUGCUUUGCCAUUCGAUGAUGACAAUUUACGGAAUCUUUUAGAAAAGGUUAAAAAAGGUGUCUUUCACAUUCCUCACUUCGUGCCCCCCGAUUGUCAACAUCUACUCAGGAGUAUGAUUGAUGUGGACCCAGUAAAAAGAAUACAACUGGACAAGAUCACAAGGCAUCCAUGGGUGGUGGCGGGUUCUAAAUCAGAUGUAGAGCUGGAACUUCCGAUGAAGGAAGUGGUGCAGACGGCAGUGAUUCCAUCAGAAGAUGACAUUGACCCAGAUGUUUUGGCCACCAUGACCUCAUUACAGUGUUUUAAAGACAAGCCAAGACUGAUGCGGGAGCUUUUUAGUCCACAACACAAUACAGAAAAAGUGAUCUACUUCCUACUGUUAGACAGAAAACUUCGGAAUCCUAGUUUUGAAGAUGAUGAUGAAAUAAAAAAGAAAUCUACUGCAGUUGACCCACCAAGAAAAAGAAUAGACAAAGUCAAGUUUCACAGUCAACCAAGCAGAGGCUUUACAGAGUUAUCCCUGGGUAACAUUAGUGAGGGUUCUCCAACUAUGCCAAGGCGGGCACUGGCUGUCGCAUCAAUGUAAGUAAUGGGUGCCAAC